Drosophila montana is the source of this 2135-nucleotide messenger RNA. RefSeq names its product bromodomain-containing protein DDB_G0280777. Gene Ontology annotation, molecular function: RNA binding. Gene Ontology annotation, cellular component: TRAMP complex. The coding region runs from base 114 to 1988 and encodes 624 amino acids. Gene Ontology annotation, biological process: nuclear polyadenylation-dependent rRNA catabolic process; nuclear mRNA surveillance of mRNA 3'-end processing; nuclear polyadenylation-dependent snRNA catabolic process. Lineage: Eukaryota; Metazoa; Arthropoda; Insecta; Diptera; Drosophilidae. The record is from RefSeq and is a predicted model, not a curated record. The transcript has a single exon.
UUAUGCGCCUGUCCCAUUCGAAUACCUGUGUUUGUUAAUCAAGUGGUCCUCGAGUAUAAAAUCAAAAUUCAACCUUUUGGCGCCCUCACAAAUUUUGUCUCCUGUCCAUUGUAAUGGAACGUCGUUGUAUAGUUUGUGGGCAAACUCCAACAUCAGGGUUUACCUAUCCACACAAUAUGGAUGAAGCUGUCAACUGGCAAAAUAUGCUUGCUUGUUUUGUCCCCGUCGAGACAUUGCUCCACCACUGUUGCGUUUGUCAUAAGCACGUCAAUCGAUCAGAGCAGGUGCAGCAACGUCAAAAACAGAAGGAAACCAGGGUCGACGAUCUGAUUGAGCAGCGGCGAAGUGUCACUUUCAACAAGGCUGACGCCGUUCUUUACUUUGGCCAACAGAGCAAGAAAGCACCACAUAGUUGCACUCAGUUUGUAAGCGCAAAGAAUUCGAACGAGCUGCAGACGAAAAAUAAUAGAUUACGCAUAAGUGAGGCAGCACAAUUGUUGAACAAUCCGCAAGCGAAAUACCGUUGCAACUAUAUUGAUACUGCGACCUUCAACGGCCAUCCAGGGUCCCAGACCAAAGUAAAUAACAUGGCGGCCACAAAUCCGUUGAGCAGGGAAAACAGAGAAGAGGAUACGCUAGACAAUCAGUGGGCUACCAGACGAACUUCUGGUAAUGAGACAUAUGCUUCUCAAGUGGCCAUUCAGUGCCAAUGUGGCUCCUCUUCUGAAACUAUCGACUUAAGAAAUGCGAGACAACAAAAUUUUGAGACCAAAAGACCAAUGAGAAAAGCUCCAACCGCCACGAGAAGCAAUUCACCUCCAUGCAUAUGUGGAUCUAGUUGUCCAAUAGCCAUGACAGCCGAAAGGCCAAUGAAUCAACAGCAUCCUCAACGAAUGACUUAUCCAAGCAGGACUGGAACGCCGCAAGUAUGCAAAAGUUUUUGUGCGGUGCAAUCGUUUAAUUCUGCACUGAAAAAUGACAGCGGUUUUCCAAUCAACAUAAGCAGCAAGCUGGAGGCAUUUCAACAACACAAACAACAACACAAACAACAACAACAAAUACAACAACAAAUACAACAACAACUUCAAAUGCAACAACAACAGCGGCCACAACAACAACAACAGCGGCAAAGGGCACAACAAAACCAACAGUGUCAAAGUUCUCUGGCUUCUAGAGUGCGCGAUCAGAUGAUGCAAUGUCCAUCCCAGAAGUUUAAUCAAGUGCCAGCAGCACAGGAAGAUGAAUGUAUUUGUUGCCCACCAGAUUGUAUUGAUAAUACUUCGCCGCGGGCUGAUGGCAAAGCCAAACCAGCUCCGGUGAGCUCAGCAAUCCCGAAACCUCAAAUGGCGCCUUACAAGCCACAACAGAACAGGAAAAACAUGACGGACAUUCCACGAUCACCGCCGGUCAGUGUACUAAUUAUGGGUGGCUCCAAUUUGCCCACGUACUGUAAUACGACGAGUUUUCGCGCACAACCAUCGCAUAGCUCGGAAAUUUGUGUGCUGGAGUCGGACUUUACGCGAGAAGGAGCUGUCUUCCCAGACAUUGAUGAGCCCAAUUAUACAGUCUGUCGUGCGCCAGCCGAACCAACAAAUGGGGAGAAUGGACUUUCGGAUAAGAACUCCACGGAAGUGUUACUUUUGGGCAUAGCUCAGCCUGAGAAAAAUCCAUGUUUUGAGCGUACAGAAAACAACGGUCUUCCAGCAAAGCUGGCCCAGCCGGAAGUCCCACAGAAGUCAGAUGCAUCUGCGAUCAGCAAGGAGCAGAGCACACGCUUGGAUGAGCUUGAACAGCUAUUGACCCAACAGCGGCAACUGCAGCAGACCAUUCAGGCCAAAUUAAAUGAGCUACAGGGCAAGACAGCUCCGGCAACGCCUCGAAUGAGUGCAGGCAACGCUACAAAGCCGAGAAGGGCGCCUCCUAUUCGAACCGGCCCGAAUCCAACACAGCGAAUUCUAUCAACAAUGUCCAGCUACAAGACAAAGUGAGUGAGGGCGUAAAUCGCACUGUUUAGAAGUGUCCCCAACUCAAAUUUGUACACGAAAUCAUAGUUACCAUAAAAUUUACAAAAAAACAAACAAAAAAAAUUCAAUAUAUUUGACGAAUUUUAAGUAAAAAUUUAACCGUUGCAAUGA